Fomitopsis serialis is the source of this 1154-nucleotide messenger RNA. RefSeq names its product GroES-like protein. NCBI's taxonomy places the organism in Eukaryota, Fungi, Basidiomycota, Agaricomycetes, Polyporales, Fomitopsidaceae. The coding region runs from base 1 to 1077 and encodes 358 amino acids. Gene Ontology annotation, biological process: alcohol metabolic process. Gene Ontology annotation, molecular function: zinc ion binding; alcohol dehydrogenase (NADP+) activity. The transcript has 4 exons. The record is from RefSeq and is a predicted model, not a curated record.
AUGGCAGAAUUUAAGGGUUACGCCCUCACUGAUCCCUCCGCAUGGAGCACGCUCGACUUGGUCUCGUUCACUCCCAAGACAUUCCGAGAGGACGAUGUCGAGGUCGCGAUCACGCACUGCGGAGUCUGUGGGUCCGAUAUCCAUAUGCUCACGCAGGGAUGGGGGAAGAUCAAACUACCCCUGAUUGUCGGUCACGAAAUCGUCGGUAUCGUGACACGCGUCGGUGCCCAGGUCAGUGAGUUUAAGCCGGGCGACCGUGUCGGCGUCGGCGCACAAGUCGCUAGCUGCGGGAAGUGCGCGUUCUGCGCGGAAGACAACGAGAACUACUGCAUGGAUGGAACGGUGCACACCUACAACGACGUAUACCCAGACGGGGUGAACACCCAGGGCGGCUACUCGACAGGCAUUCGCGCACACCAGCAGUUCGUGUUCAAGAUCCCAGACGAGAUCGAGCUGAAGGACGCUGCGUCGAUGUUCUGUGCCGGUCUGACUGUCUUCGCACCCUUGUACCGACACGGAGCUGGCCCAGGGAAGAAGGUCGGCGUCAUGGGUAUCGGCGGUCUCGGGCACUACGCCAUCAUGUUCGCGAAGGCAUUGGGUGCGGAGGUCUAUGUCUUCACGCACAGCCCGAGCAAGGCCGACGACGCGCGGAAGAUGGGCGCAGACCAUAUCGUCGACACGCACGACGAGGGUUUCCAAAAGCCGUACGCCGGCAAGCUCGACAUCUUCAUCUCGACCAUCGACGUCUUCCGCCCCGACCGGCCAUUGCGCACCUACCUCUCCAUGCUCCGCGUGCACGGCAAGUUCGUGAACGUCGGCCUCCCCGACGCCGACAACCCGCUGCCGCCCAUGCAUGCGUUCGACCUGCAGACGAACGGCGGUUUCAUGGGCGGGUCGCACCUCGGCUCGAAGACUGACUGCUAUGCCAUGUUGAAGCUGGCCGCGGAGAAGGGGAUCAAGCCUUGGGUGCAGGAGUUGCCGAUGAGCCAGGUGAAGGCAGCGCUUGAAGCCGUGAAGAAGGGCGACGUCAAGUACCGAUACGUGUUGACGCAGGACAUUCUUCCUGUACCCACGUAGAUUCGAGUGCAUUUUCGGAGGAAUAGACGGAGGGGGUGCUUAACUAGAGAAGUACUUUCGAAAGAUGUUUCGGCGAC